Boeremia exigua is the source of this 1160-nucleotide messenger RNA. Its product is annotated as zinc-binding domain-containing protein. Bases 158 to 1060 code for a protein of 300 amino acids. The record is from RefSeq and is a predicted model, not a curated record. The transcript has a single exon. Lineage: Eukaryota; Fungi; Ascomycota; Dothideomycetes; Pleosporales; Didymellaceae.
UGCACCAUUGGUCGCAGAGACGCCGUGUAUCUUAGCCUUAUCACACUCCUCUUCUUUUGCGAGAUGGACCAAGUAACUCCAAAACCUCUAGUACUCCGUUCCUCGUUCCCUGAUCUCUCUAAGACACAAAUCUACGAAUACUUCGACUGAGCCUACGAUGCCUCUUUGUGUACUGUGUGAUUGCUCGUUCGGCAGCGAGCAUGCACUUAAACAACAUCAAGAGGAUUCACCCGCGCAUACAGGAACCUACUGUAAACCAUGCAAGCGCACGUUCAGCAGCAACAACGCGCUUAAACAACAUCUACAAGAUUCUCCAGUUCACCAACAACAAUCCCCAGAAGUCACUUCCUCUACAGUCUUGCGGACUUUUAAUCUCAACUCAUCGCGAUCGCCACCCAACGCUCGCGCGCAGCGCAACAAUCGACGAAACUCUCAGACGCCAUUCAGCAACACCUCCACUUCAGACUCAAGCCGCCACCACUCAUCCCCAGCAUCUGAUGAUAGCCCUCGAGUAUUCAUGAUCCCGAUUCGAGAGCCACCCAUCAAACCGCCACAGAGACGCACUGUGCCCGUCCCCAAGCGCAAAGAAGAGACGCGGACCUCCUUCACAUUCCCCAACCUGCACGACAGGAUCGCAGAAGCCGUCUUGCCAGACGUGACCUCGACUUGGUUCCAGAGCAACGACCGCGAGCGGUCCAACAACGAACACCUAACUUGUGUCGUAGGCCGCUUCACGUGUGAUAAUGUAAGAUGCAAAAAGCGGGCGUGGGCGAGUGGCGUGGUGUCCAUUGUGAUAAGAGGGUAUGCUGGCAAUGGAUACAGCGUGGUCGUGUUCAAUCAGCGGUGCAAGUCAUGUGAGAAGCUGGGCACCCUUACCAUAGACGAGACAACCUAUGUCGAGCGGGUUGCGUUCAGGAUCAAGAGGUGGGCCGGCGUAUGGAUGGAGAAUCCGUUACACAAUAAGGCUUCAAAAGGACCGCAUGAACAAGAGCUGUGCGAAGGUUGUAAAAGAGGCACCUGUCUGUAUACAAAUAAGUCAAGAUCGGACCUCGCAGGCUAAGCUUGUGUUCGCACAUACUGCCAUAGAUCAAAGUCUUUGAUAAUGUAAUUCAUUGGUCUCUGCAAACUACGUGUUUCGUGCAAGCGCCAGGGAUUUUGGC